Messenger RNA from Rhododendron vialii, 2975 nucleotides. Its product is annotated as cation/H(+) antiporter 20. Gene Ontology annotation, biological process: proton transmembrane transport; regulation of pH. The coding region runs from base 57 to 2672 and encodes 871 amino acids. NCBI's taxonomy places the organism in Eukaryota, Viridiplantae, Streptophyta, Magnoliopsida, Ericales, Ericaceae. Gene Ontology annotation, cellular component: endomembrane system; membrane. The record is from RefSeq and is a predicted model, not a curated record. The transcript has 5 exons. Gene Ontology annotation, molecular function: antiporter activity.
UAAACCUCCUACUCCUCACCUCGUCUGCUCUUAAUAGUACAACUUCAGCCUUCAGAAUGACUGUAAAUAUAACCAGCUCCAUCGAAACCUCAUCCAAUGGAAUUUGGCAAGGCGAUAAUCCCCUCAACUACGCCUUCCCGCUGCUCAUAGUCCAGACCACCUUGGUCCUCUUCCUCAGCCGACUCCUCUCUUUCCUCCUCAAACCCCUCCGCCAACCCAAAGUCCUCGCAGAAAUCAUCGGCGGGAUUCUUCUCGGUCCAUCGGCUUUGGGGCGAAACGCGGAGUAUUCACACCUGAUUUUCCCCUCAUGGAGCACUCCGAUACUCGAAUCGGUAUCGAGCAUCGGUCUCUUGUUCUUCCUCUUCCUCGUCGGCCUCGAGCUCGACUUGACCUCGAUUCGCCGGAGCGGUAGGCGAGCUUUAGCCAUUGCCGCCGCCGGGAUAUCGGUCCCGUUCAUCUCUGGCAUCGGAGUCGCCUUCGUGCUGAGGAAAGUCGUGCGCGGCGAGGAUAAAGUCGGUUACGUCGCCUUGGUGGUGUUCAUCGGCGUUUCUCUCUCCGUAACCGCAUUCCCUGUCCUCGCGCGCAUUUUAGCAGAACUCAAGCUCCUCACCACGCGAGUCGGAGAGACCGCCAUGGCCGCCGCAGCGUUCAACGACGUCGUUGCGUGGAUUCUCCUCGCUCUCGCCGUUGCCACGGCGGGGAACGGCAGCGACGGACCCCACAAGAGCCCCUUGGUAUCAGUCUGGGUCCUCCUCUCCGGCAUAGCAUUCAUCACUUUCAUGAUGGUCAUGAUCCGACCCGCAAUGAAAUGGGUCGCCCGCCGCUGCUCCUCUGGGGAUGCCGUCGUCGUCGAAAGCUUCAUCUGCUUAACCCUAGCCGGAGUGAUGGUCUCCGGCUUCAUGACGGACCUGAUCGGUAUUCACGCCAUAUUUGGCGCUUUCGUCUUCGGACUAACCAUCCCGAAGGGAAAAUUUUCCGAGAGGUUGAUCUCGAGGAUCGAGGACUUCGUCUCGGGUCUACUUCUCCCGCUCUACUUCGCGUCAAGCGGGUUGAAGACGGACGUGGCUAAGAUAUGCGGGGUGGAGGCGUGGGGGCUCUUGGUGCUGGUGAUUGUGACGGCGUGCGCCGGGAAGAUUUUGGGGACGUUCGCGGUAGCGAUGUCGUUUAGGGUUCCGACGAGAGAGUCGUUUACGCUUGGUGUUUUGAUGAAUACUAAAGGGUUGGUGGAGCUAAUUGUACUCAACAUUGGCAAAGAGAAGAAGGUACUCAACGAUGAGGUAUUUGCAAUAUUGGUCCUCAUGGCACUGUUCACUACCUUCAUGACUACUCCCACAGUCAUGGCCAUCUACAAACCCGCCUGCAACGUCUCCUCCUCCUCCUCCUCCUCCUCCACCACAACUAACGGCCGCUUCAAAUCCGCUGCUCUAAAAACCACCAAAAAUGACGAGUUCCACCUCCUCGCCUGCGUCCACGGCCCCGGAAACGUCCCUGCACUCGUCAACCUCAUCGAGUCAACUCGAUCGACCACCAACGCCCGCCUCAAACUCUACCUCAUGCACCUCGUCGAGCUCACCGAGCGCUCCUCCUCCAUCGUCAUGGUCCAACGGGUCCGCAAAAACGGCUUCCCGUUCAUCAACCAGCACUGCAACCAGGGUGAGUUAUACGACCGAGUCGCCGUAGCAUUCCAAGCUUACACCCAACUCGGCCAAGUCAGCAUCCAACCCGUAACUGCCAUAUCAGCAUUGUCCACAAUGCACGAGGAUAUAUGCCACAUCGCGGCAGAUAAAAGGGUGAAAAUGAUUAUCUUGCCAUUCCACAAAAAGUGGAGGAAAUCGGAUGGUGAUAGUGAGCUGAUGGUGGAGAAUGCGGGCCAUGGGUGGAGGGGUGUCAAUCAAAGGGUACUGAAGGAUUCGCCGUGUUCGGUGGGGGUGCUUGUGGACCGUGGAUUUAGUGGCGGUGGUGGUAGUGACAGUGACAGUGUUAGUAGUAGUAGUGGCAGCGGCAGCGUUAGUAGUAGUGGUAGGGCCCAUAAGACUCCUGGGCGCAUUCCCACCAUGGCGCAAAGGGUGUGUAUUUUGUUUUUUGGCGGGCCCGACGAUCGUGAGGCAUUGGCAUUGGGUCGGAGGAUGGCGGAACAUCCGGCCAUUAAGGUUAGCGUCACGAGGUUCAUUGAGAAAGAAGUAUUGGAGGGCAACGGCGUUACGUUACGGCCAUCACUAAACAAGAGUAGCGAGACAAGUUACAACUUCUCAAUUGCUGCAAUGGACCGCGAAAAGGAGAAGAUGCUAGAUGAUGAAGCCGUGGCGGAGUUCCGAACCAAGUGGGAUGGUGUGGUGGAGUACAUCGAAAAGGCGGCAGGCAACCUUGUCGAAGGUGUAAUGGUGAUCGGACGGAGCGGGGAUCAUGAUCUAAUCGUCCUAGGCAAAGGGCGGUUCCCUUCGACAAUGGUUCCAUCACUGGCCGACUGUGAAGCCGAGCACGCUGAGCUAGGGCCCAUCGGAGACUUGCUGGCCUCUUCGGGCCAGAGCAUAGUGUCUUCCGUGCUCGUGAUCCAACAACAUGACUCAGCCCACACGGAGGAAGCCCCGGUGUCUAAGACGCUCGACAUCGAGGAUGACCCAAUACAAUCCCACGGGCAAUCUGGUUCGGAAAUUCACCAUGAUAUCGUGUGAGAAAUAGUAAUUACCAAAAUCCAGGCCAUGUAACAUCCGUUGUAACUUGAUUUCUUCAAAUCAGACCUCAUAUCCCCAAGGCAAAGGAGUGUGCCCUUUGGUUUCCAAAAGCCUCAGUGUGAACAACACUCCGAUGUGGCACUUGACCAGAUUUAAGUAUGUCGCAGUAUUAGACUAUAUCCAAGGAGACCAUACAUACGACGUUUGAUUAAAAACUUAACAGAGCCAGGAUAGCAAUACUUAUCGAACAUAUAAUCCGACAGAAGGACAAGAUACAUAUAAUACCAUAAGACAAUUACAAUG